Messenger RNA from Acanthoscelides obtectus, 1953 nucleotides. The record is from the annotation of a GenBank genome assembly. Lineage: Eukaryota; Metazoa; Arthropoda; Insecta; Coleoptera; Chrysomelidae.
CUUUGAGGAUGCAAUAAUUACAUUUUCUAACUGGAGCUAAUUAUGAGCCAAUCGUUUCUUCGAAACCCGAUCCACUUCAGCAGAAUUUCUGUUUUUCAUUCUGAGAGACUAUGAGUCCAGUUCUAUGUAAAGUAACCGGUAGCUUCUAGUUCACAAAUGUUUUGUGGUUCUGUGGUGUCAAAUGUCACUUCUCAAUCAAAACAUAACCUCAGAAAAAAGCAUCUAUGUUUAUAAGCACAUAUUUCCACAAAUAUUUGUUAAAUUGUGUAAAUUUAAAGGGUAAAUAAUUCUUUUGCUUCACCAUUGCCAACAAUCAGUUGACAGAAAAUGGAGACCAUCUUGGAGCAGCAACGUCGAUAUCACGAAGAACGGGAACGUCUGGUAGACGCAAUGGUUAAAGAAAUGCUUCACAAGAAAAAUACUUACAGGGAAACAAUAAACUCAGACCACCGCCAGAAAUUCCUCCUGGAUAGAUACCUGACUGCCUCAGACCGCCUUAUUGACCUUUAUGAUGAUAAAGAUGGCCAAAGGAAGGCAGAGGUAGCUGCUCUAACAGGUCCCAAUGAAUUUCAAGAAUUCUAUAAUAGAUUGAGGAUUAUCAAGGAUUUUUAUAGGAGGCAUCCUAAUGAAAUCAGUGUACCCAUGUCAGUGGAGUUUGAUGAAUUUGCUAAAGCAAGAGAAAAUCCCAAUGAUGAAUUGUCAAAUUUUGUAGAGUUUACUGAUGAGGAAGGUUAUGGGAAAUACCUGGAUCUACAUGAAUGCUAUGAAAAAUAUAUAAACUUGAAAGGAAUAGAGAAAGUUGACUACAUCACAUACUUGGGUAUGUUUGACCAACUGUAUGACAUACCAAAAGAAAGGAAGACAGGGGAGUACCGUAAAUACCUGCUAGUUCUUAUUGAAUAUCUCUCAUGGUUUGUUCAAAGGAUCAAGCCUCUGAUGGAUCUAGAUAGUGACCUUCAAGAAGUUGUUGAUCAGGUUCUAGCUAAUUGGGAUAGUGGAACAGUCCCAGGAUGGCCCAAAGAAACUGGUUCUGCUUUGGCCAAUGUAGGAGCCCAUUUGGACUUGUCUGCUUUCUCUAGCUGGGAAGAACUAGCUUCUUUAGGUUUGGAUCGAUUAAAGUCUGCUCUAAUGGCACUGGGGUUAAAAUGUGGAGGUACUCUUGAAGAGAGAGCACAAAGACUAUUUUCUACAAAAGGAAAAGGAUCUCUGGACCCUUCCUUGAUGACCAAGGGCAACAAAAGGAAAGCCAGCAAAGAAAAGGAACAACUACGUCAAAGGGAAUUGGCCACAUUGGAAGCACAAAUUUACAGAUUAGCAGAUUUGGUAGCUACCCAACGCGCUGCUACAAAGGAAAACGUGCAACGCAAACAAGCUCGUACAGACGGAGAGCGAGACGACAGCGAAAAUGAAGAAAGUGACGAUGACAGUCCUGAUGAAAAUGAUGAUGACGUUCCAUACAAUCCAAAGAAUCUGCCUCUAGGAUGGGAUGGAAAGCCAAUUCCAUACUGGUUAUACAAACUGCAUGGUCUGAACAUCAGUUACAACUGCGAGAUAUGCGGCAACUACGUGUACAAGGGCCCCAAAGCGUUUCAGCGUCAUUUUGCCGAGUGGAGGCACGCGCAUGGAAUGAGGUGUCUUGGGAUUCCAAACACUGCACAUUUCGCCAAUGUAACACAGAUUGAAGAUGCACUGGCAUUAUGGGAAAAACUGAAGGUGCAAAAACAGAGUGAAAGAUGGCAGCCAGAAACUGAAGAAGAAUAUGAGGAUUCUCAAGGAAAUGUUGUCAACAGAAAAACUUAUGAGGAUCUUAAAAGACAGGGAUUACUUUAAAUUAAAUCUUUAUUUUACUAUUAUAUGUAUUAUCAAUAAUAUUGUGGAUGUAUGAAUUAGUAAUAAUUUUAUACAAAUAAAUUAGUAUGGUAGCAUCAAUAGUGUUUUACUCGUAAAUUUGUG